Syngnathus acus (greater pipefish) is the source of this 928-nucleotide messenger RNA. It is a transcript of the gene csrp1a, whose product is annotated as cysteine and glycine-rich protein 1a. The coding region runs from base 162 to 743 and encodes 193 amino acids. Gene Ontology annotation, molecular function: structural constituent of muscle; actinin binding. The record is from RefSeq and is a predicted model, not a curated record. Gene Ontology annotation, biological process: sarcomere organization; muscle tissue development. Lineage: Eukaryota; Metazoa; Chordata; Actinopteri; Syngnathiformes; Syngnathidae. Gene Ontology annotation, cellular component: cytoplasm; Z disc; nucleus. The transcript has 6 exons.
CAUUUUUCCUCCACUUGCUUGGGCGGCUGAAGCGACAAAGAGGAGAAGCACCUCCCUUCUCCCAGCACAGAGGAAGGAAGUGCUGCAAGCGAGCGACUUAUCUGAUUAUUGGAGUCAGACUUUAACCUGUCCCGCACCGACCGACUGACACAACUUUCAGAAUGAAUUUAGGGGGAGGAAACCAGUGCGGACGUUGUAAGAAGACGGUUUACUUUGCAGAGGAGGUCCUCUGUGACAGUCGGAGAUUCCACAAGGCCUGCUUUGCGUGCUCCGUGUGUAGCAAGCGCUUGGACAAUACAACCGUUGCUGUUCACCUGGAUGAAAUCUACUGCAAGUCAUGCUACGGCAAGACGUACGGGCCAAAAGGUUACGGUUUCGGCGUCGGAGCGGGGACCCUUAACAUGGACAAGGGCGAGGGGCAAGGUAUCACCCGAGAAGAGCCGCCCGCUCAUCGCCCGACAACCAACACCAACCCUUCAAAGUUGGCUCAGAAAUUUGGCGGCUCUGAGAAAUGCCCUCGAUGUGGCAAGUCUGUCUACGCUGCGGAGAAAGUGAUAGGAGCUGGAAGUUCGUGGCACAAGACGGGCUGUUUCCGUUGCGCCACGUGUGGAAAGGGGCUUGAGUCGACCACGCUUGCUGACAAGGAUGGAGAAAUUUACUGCAAAGGGUGUUAUGCAAAAGAUUUUGGGCCAAAGGGGUAUGGAUACGGAAGUGGAGCCGGAGCUCUGCCACUCACUCAGUAGACGGAACCAAUUAAAGAGGAAUGACUUCAAAGAUAUCUCUGUGGAUCCAUUUCAGUAUGGGGCAUUACAUUUAUCCAUAAUGCUAAAGACAAUGUGACCAAAAAAAAAAACAUUGUAGGUGCAGGUGCACUAAAUGUUGAGGUGACUGAACCUGUACUACAGUAAACUGUAUUAAAUUAUAAAUU